Molecule: messenger RNA, 941 nt
Organism: Actinia tenebrosa (Australian red waratah sea anemone)
Lineage: Eukaryota; Metazoa; Cnidaria; Anthozoa; Actiniaria; Actiniidae
Source: RefSeq, a predicted model, not a curated record
AAUCAGCAAGUAAUUGCGUAAUUGAUGAAUUUAGAAGUUGAAGAAACUGCCUAUAAAGCAAAGAGCAAUCCUAGUGCGUCAUAAAAAGUGAAGGGAAGCAGCUGGGAAGUUAUUCUUCUGCGAAGAUCUGUUCACUAGAAGUUAUUCGAAGUCAAAAAAGUCAGACAAUCAUUAUUUUAAAGGAUGGGGAAUUCGUUCGGCGGUACAAAUAAACAACCAGUUGAUUCCCGAAAACACAUCUGUAUUUUGUACAAUGGGAGCGACAGCCUUCAGAAAGAGAAUGUCAGGUCCUUUCGAGACGCGCUCAACGGUGGUUUAGGAGGCAAAAACAUCAAGAUCACCAAGUUCAUAGAUGUCAGUAAAGAGCAUAUCGAUGGCAUGCAAUGGCUGUCCCAAAUCAGACAUGUUCUGGUUGUAUGCGUUGACCAGGCUGGUAAUGGGUCGAUAAGACAGGUCCUAGACAAAAGGGGAAUCAAAGACGGUGGCCCUCAAGACACUAUGCAUGCCAAGGUCCUCUCAGUUUCCUUUGGAACUGAACCUCCGCAGAGGAUCAUGGGAGACAUUCUUCAAAGGGUUGAAGUUGAUAUGCAACGAGAUUUCUGUUUCAACUUUCAGAAUCUGAAAGGAAUCGACGCAAAUGACUUCGACAAUUCGGAGGUGAUGCAAGCAUUGCGUACAACAAUCAUUUCUGCCAUGGAAGAUGAGAACUAAUGAACACUGAUAGAAAAGUCACAGUAUUGACAUAAACAGGACUUGUAUGACUGAUAGUAAUGUCACAGGACAUAUACAGGACUUGUGUGACUGAUAGUAAUGUCACGGGACAUAAACAGGACUUGUAUGACUGAUAGUAAUGUCACGGGACAUAUACAGGACUUGUAUGACUGAUAGUAAUGUCACGGGACAUAUACAGGACUUGUGUAACUGAUAGUAAUGUCACAGAA